AUGGAUUCUAUUGAUGACCUCACUUGCAAAUUAGGCUCUCCUAAUUCCGAUUAAUAAACUAACGAUACAUUAAGCCCUAUCAAUCUAAGAACAAGUGAUAUAUUCAUUGAUUUAAAAAAAUCAAUUGACAACAAUAAUAAACUUCUUUUUGCAUUUAAAGAUUAAGUUUAUUAUUUAUAUCAAAUAAUGAGAAAUAUGACAAUAAAAGAAAAUUAUAGUUAUUAGAUAGCAUCAAUAAUAUUUUUGAGUGAGUAUUAAGAUAAUUCUUCAUAAAAAUUAGAGAAUGUUAAAUAAAUACUUUAAGAGUGUACUAAUUUAAAUCUAAAAACCUACUUUAUAAUAUUAAAUAAUAAUAAUCGUAAACCAAUUAUAAAAGAACUUAGAUAAUUGGUUGAAUAAUUUCCAUGUAGUUUAAGUAUAUGUGAUACUGAGAUUCAUAAUGUAGACCAUGAGUUAGAAAUGAUUACAAAAGAAUUAAGAAUAGGAUCUUUUGAUACAAGAAUAUUUGUUCACAUUUCAACAAAUAAAGCAAUGAAUACUUAUCUUAAUAGUCUAAUAACUUCUUUGUAAAAAUUUGAAAAAAGUUUGACUAAAAAUGAUAAAGUUUAUUGGUCUUCAUGUAAAACAAAUUAAAAGUUUACUGCCGUUGAAAUUUAAGAAGCUGAUUAAUAAGAUGAUAAGAAGAUAGGAAAGAGAAAUAAAAGAAAAGUAAUAUUAUAUGGUUUUGCCUUUUUAGUAAUUCUAACAAUAAUAUGUUAUUUAUUAUAUGUUGUAAUUAUAACGUUUAUUUAAUGA
Paramecium primaurelia is the source of this 795-nucleotide messenger RNA. The record is from the annotation of a GenBank genome assembly. NCBI's taxonomy places the organism in Eukaryota, Ciliophora, Oligohymenophorea, Peniculida, Parameciidae.